UUACCUUUCAAAAUUGUUUGCAGGUGGUCUAAAAUUGCCUCUCAUUUACCUGGACGAACUGAUAAUGAAAUCAAGAAUCAUUGGAAUACACAUAUCAAGAAAAAAUUGAGGAAAAUGGGGAUUGAUCCGGUCACUCACAAGCCACUCUCUACAAACAUAGAACAGCCAGAAAAUCUGCCAAUUCAACAAGAAAAAGUACAAGAAAUAAUGCCACCUUGCACAGUAAAUUAUGUUUCAAUUGAUCAGUCAGCUAUUACAGAGAUCAAACUAGACGACGACAAGAUGGGGACAAGUAGUAUAAAUAAUAACAAUAACUUUGACUCAACUAUAGUGCAUGAAGUCAACAAUAAUGGCUUUUGUACUGAUGAAGUUCCAUUGAUUGAACCCCAUGAGAUUUUAGUCCCUUCUAAAUCAACCCCAUCAACAUCAUCUUCUUCUUCUUCAUCUUCAUCAUCCAACAUAAUUGAAGACUUAAAGUUUUUGCCAAGUUUUGAUGAUUGGCCAAUGGGAAAUGACAUGGGAUUUGGAUGGGAAAAUGAUUUCAGCAGCACAUUGGAUUUCUUGCUUAAUGAUGAUAAUGACAUGAAUAAUGUCACAUAUGAUGAAUCUUGGAAGUUUGAGCAACUCUUGUGAUAUAAGUUUCGUUGCGCGGAGUUUAAUUAAAAGCUUUUGUUUCUUUUGAUUGGC
Molecule: messenger RNA, 687 nt
Organism: Nicotiana tabacum (common tobacco)
Lineage: Eukaryota; Viridiplantae; Streptophyta; Magnoliopsida; Solanales; Solanaceae
Source: RefSeq, a predicted model, not a curated record